AUUCUUACAGAGUCUCGCAGAGUUUGCGAAUCGACUCUCACUGAAUCGACUCUCACAGAGUCGAUUCAAAAGAACCGAUUCGCUUCCCAGUCUUGCGGUUGACAGCGUCUCCUGUGGUGCGUCUCCGCUGAUUUCUGCGUUUCAGACCAGCACCGAGGUUAAGGAAGAACAAUGUUUCAUCUUCCUCUUCUGCUGGCUGCAUCUCUCAUGAUUCCUUUCUCAUUUGAGGGAAAUGAAGAACUCCACACCUGGAAUGACUGUAAAGUGCCUCGGCUCGUGGACAGGAAGAUGUUGCGACUCCCGAGUCCUAAAUUCAGUAAUAAGAAUUCUGGAGAAACGAACGCAGUGUGUGGAAUUGAGUGCCAGAGGAACCUUCCAGAACCUGAAACCACGGACCUGGAGCGUCUCCUCGCCUAUGAGACGUUUUAUGAGAACGGAACUCGGACUCUGACGGAGGUGGAGCUGCAGGGUACGAGGAAAACCCAGUCCUCUUCUCUCGCCGCUCUCUCACGCAGGAAACGGCAGGUGUACGGCACAGACGGCCGCUUUGUGAUCUCGGACAAGCACUUCGUCACCAACUUCCCGUUCUCAGCAUCAGUGAAGCUUUCGAUUGGAUGCUCUGGGAUUUUAGUCUCUCCCAAACACGUGUUGACUGCAGCACACUGCGUCCACGACGGUCACGGAUACCGAAGGGGGUUAAAGAGGCUGCGUGUGGGUGCGCUGAUGCUACGGCGAAAUACAGGGAGGAGGAGAAGCAAAACGGAAGGAGAAAGUAAGAGGAAACAGAAUAAGAGAAAAGAAAAGAAGAGGAAAAAUCGGAGUAAAAGAAAAACCUACAAACAUUCCGAGCAGCCGGCACUCCGGUGGACACGUGUCAAGCAAACAUACAUUCCACAAGGCUGGAUGAGUGAUGUGGGAAACGAGGUGACGAUGGAUUACGACUACGCCCUCCUGGAGCUGAAGCGCAGACUCCGGAUGAAGCACAUGGAUUUGGGCGUGGUCCCACAAGUCACACGGAUCCACUUCUCCGGUUUUGAUGAUGACCACGCAGGGCAGGUAGUGUACAGGUUCUGCUCGGUGACGCAGGAGUCCAGCGAUCUGAUGUACCAGCACUGUGACGCUCAGAGAGGAUCGAGCGGUGCGGGAGUGUAUGUGAGACUCCGGAAGACACUUGAGGGGAAGUGGAGGAGGAAAGUGAUCGGCGUGUUCUCGGGACACAGGAGCGUAAAGGAAGGGAACGGCACACACACAGACUACAACGUAGCUGUGAGAAUCACGCCCUCAAAGCUCGCCCAGAUUUGCCUGUGGAUCCACGGAGACGCUGAGAAGUGCGCUUCAGACUGAGAUGACCGCGUAACGUCUCGUCACUUCAUUCCAAAUGCAGUUCAUCAGCCACGGGUCUGAAUUUGGUUCUUUAGUUUGACUUAGAGCUAUGAUUUCUGCUAUCCCACAAUUCUUUUCAUCAAAUUCAUGGCCUGAACUUCACACACUCACUCAAAAGAACAUUUUCUUGUAGUGGACAUUUAUACGUUUAAAUUUAAAGCAGAAUAACAGCAACAUCUACGUUACUUCCUGCUUUCUGGUACACUUCCACUUAGCUGUAUAAGCAUCACAGCUUCAGUGCUAAACUUCAGACACUAGAUAAGCAGAUCAACUGCAUUCAGGUUAAAGACACGGCAGACGACUUAUUUGUAUUAAUUUAAUUCAGUGGAAUCAUCACUAUGUAGCACAGAACACGAGGAUUUCAGAAUCAGUGGGUUUUGAUUAGGCACGCCCACUAGUUUACAUGACUCCACUGUUACCCGUGUUAGUGUCCUACAUAGUGCACUUGAUUCUUCAGUAAAGGGCUACUUCCUGUCUAAAAGGAAAUAUCAGUUAACAUUUUGGUGCUAAUCUCAGACUAUUCAUUAUUUUUUAAUCAUUAUUUAAUGCAUUAAGGAAUUUUUUUUUUUAUUGAUAAUGAACAUUUUCUCUGUUCACAAAAUUAUUACCAAAUUGUACAUAAGCAACUUUUUAGUCCUUCCCUUUUGUUUCCACCCGUGUAAUGUAGAACUCCCUUGCGAGUGAAAAGAAUUAUGGGAUGGCCUUCUCUGAUGAUAGACUCCCAUCAUUUAAAAGGAGCACUUAGUCCCUAGACCAGAAAGGCUGUCUAAGGGCACAUCCUUUUACAUGGAACACAUGCAUAUGUAUAUUUUGUAUACCCCCCCCAUGUUAAUGUCACCAUGUCAUGAAACAGUGGUAAAGAACAAAUUAAUUUCAGAACAGAACAAAAAUGUUAGCAUAUGUAAUUGUUAAGGGUAACUUACAGUUUAGGUCUGAUAUCUAGCUUCUCUUUAUUUAGACAAAUGAACUGGGUGAACAGACGAAUCAGUUGUACACAACCACUUCCUGUUUAUUUCCUAAACAGAUCAGAAACAGUGAAUUACAUGUCAUUACAGGUCAUUACAGGUGAUUUACCAGCAAGCCGUGUUGCUGCAGUAGCAAAAAACAAACACAAGCUAAGUGCAUGGGCUAAGCUAUAACCGCUAUAACAUGGGAUCUCAAUAAAUAUGGACUGGCUGAGGCUUUACUGCUCUA
This is a messenger RNA of Hemibagrus wyckioides, 2577 nucleotides long. RefSeq names its product inactive serine protease 35 (gene prss35l). Gene Ontology annotation, biological process: proteolysis. Gene Ontology annotation, molecular function: serine-type endopeptidase activity. Lineage: Eukaryota; Metazoa; Chordata; Actinopteri; Siluriformes; Bagridae. The record is from RefSeq and is a predicted model, not a curated record. The coding region runs from base 172 to 1344 and encodes 390 amino acids. The transcript has 2 exons.